UGGACCUAAAUAGAGCACCAUCCCCUCAUGGAGCUGUAAUAGUCUUGAAGUUUGUCAGCCUGAGAAGAGCAUCAGUAUAUUGAUCCAGCCUUCCACCAUCACAGUUGACAAUGCUGAAACGCACAGACUCCCUGGAGCUCAUAUAUUACCUAAACUGUAUUUAUAGGGAACCUAGGACAGUUGUACUCCACAAGGGAUCCACCGGCCUUGGCUUCAACAUAGUGGGGGGAGAAGAUGGAGAAGGCAUCUUUGUCUCCUUCAUCUUAUUAGGCGGCCCAGCGGACCUUAGUGGAGAGUUGAGGCGGGGUGAUGAAAUCCUAUCUGUUAAUGGCAUUGACCUUCGUGGAGCCACACAUGAACAGGCAGCAGCUGCACUGAAAGGAGCCGGGCAGGUGGUCACCAUUGUUGCUCAGUACAAACCAGAAGAAUAUGGACGUUUUGAAGCCAAAAUCAAUGACCUUCGAGAACACAUGAUGAACCACAGUUUGAGCUCUGGGUCAGGGUAUCUGCAAACAAAUCAGAAGAAAUCACUCUAUGUCAGGGCACUGUUUGACUAUGAGAAGUCAAAGGACAGUGGACUACCAAGCCAGGGGCUGAGUUUCAAGUAUGGUGAUAUCCUUCAUGUUACCAAUGCAUCAGAUGAUGAGUGGUGGCAAGCCUGUCGUGUCACCAGCCAUGGAGACAGCAAGGAGAUAGGAGUCAUUCCCAGCAAGAAAAGAGUGGAACGGAAGGAGCGGGCACAUCUAAAAACUGUGAAAUUUAAUGCCAGUGCAGGAUUGUGUGAUUCAAAAGUGGUAAGUUCUUGUAUUAAGAUCUUAUUCUUUUCCAUAAAAAACACAGCCUUCAUUAACAUUCAAAGUUGUCUUUUUGGCAGAACUCAUCUUUAAGUUCUUUACAUGGCUUCUAUGAAUUACUCUUGGUCAUUUAUUGUUUAG
Poecilia latipinna (sailfin molly) is the source of this 935-nucleotide messenger RNA. RefSeq names its product disks large homolog 2-like. Bases 111 to 887 code for a protein of 258 amino acids. Gene Ontology annotation, biological process: receptor localization to synapse; chemical synaptic transmission; cell-cell adhesion. The record is from RefSeq and is a predicted model, not a curated record. Lineage: Eukaryota; Metazoa; Chordata; Actinopteri; Cyprinodontiformes; Poeciliidae. The transcript has 5 exons. Gene Ontology annotation, molecular function: protein kinase binding; ionotropic glutamate receptor binding. Gene Ontology annotation, cellular component: basolateral plasma membrane; neuromuscular junction; neuron projection.